Candidozyma auris is the source of this 744-nucleotide messenger RNA. Its product is annotated as ubiquinone biosynthesis protein COQ9. Gene Ontology annotation, cellular component: mitochondrial inner membrane. Gene Ontology annotation, molecular function: lipid binding. Gene Ontology annotation, biological process: ubiquinone biosynthetic process. Lineage: Eukaryota; Fungi; Ascomycota; Pichiomycetes; Serinales; Metschnikowiaceae. The record is from RefSeq and is a predicted model, not a curated record. The transcript has a single exon. The coding region runs from base 1 to 744 and encodes 247 amino acids.
AUGUUUAGAACCCUUCGCCUUUGGACGAAACCGACUGCUCUUCGAAGCUAUCACUCUGUGUCCCACCCAAAUAUCCUUAUCAACAAAAAAGCGCCUGAGCUGGUCCUUCUCACAAAGGCUUUGGACUAUAUCCCCCAGCACGGCUUCAACAAGAAGUGUAUUGACGACGCCGUGAGAGACUUGGGCUACGCGGACUCUUUGCAGAGCGUGAUUGCUGCCAACCCUUCAAAUGAGCUGCCUGAGCUCCAACUCACGCUUUUCUGGCUCAAGUUCCAGAGGCAGAAGCUCUACGACCAUGUGCUCGACCCAAAGCUGCCCUUCCACGCUAUUCCUGACGAGUACGACAGAGCAGCCUAUCUCUUAAAGGAAAGACUCUCGUAUAACAGACCCAUAGUGGGCCAGUUGGCCCUGGGGCUUUCUCAGUUGGUGCUUCCCUACAACUGGAGCGCUUCUCUCUCCGAGCUCCAUGCCUUGAGCGACGACAUCGCCUACUACGCUGGCGACAUGUCCAACGACAGCGCCUGGUACGCCAAGCGUCUUCUUCUUCUGUCUAUAUACGUGAAGCUGGAGCUCUACAUGCUCCUGGACACCUCCCCAGAUUUCAGCUCGACCCUGCUGUUUGUUGACCGCAAUGUUCUGGCAGUCAAGUUCAUGGGCAACUCGUACAACGCUGUGGAGCAGUGGUCUGCCUUCAACGCCAUUUCCCUCGUCAACUUGAUCCGUUCACAACUUGCAAGGGGAUAA